This is a messenger RNA of Oryzias latipes (Japanese medaka), 554 nucleotides long. It is a transcript of the gene pfdn1, whose product is annotated as prefoldin subunit 1. Gene Ontology annotation, cellular component: prefoldin complex; cytoplasm. Lineage: Eukaryota; Metazoa; Chordata; Actinopteri; Beloniformes; Adrianichthyidae. The record is from RefSeq and is a predicted model, not a curated record. Gene Ontology annotation, molecular function: protein folding chaperone. Gene Ontology annotation, biological process: protein folding.
UUAAAAAAAAGGUCACGGGGAGUUUAAAUAGAUCAUCGUUACUGGGAGGGGCUGUGGGCAAACUUGAUGCUGCCACAAAAUAAGCCCGAAGAAGACAAUCUUGCGCAUGCGCACUCGAAAUCUACUCUAAAGAUGGCGGCGCCCGUGGACCUGGAACUAAAAAAGGCAUUCGCCGAGCUACAGCUGAAGAUGAUUGACACACAGCAGAAGGUGAAGCUGGCCGACCUCCAGAUUGAUCAGCUGACUCGAGUUCAGAAACAUGCCAAGCUCACAAGCACAGAGAUCUCCUCGCUGCCGGAAAACACGCGCCUGUACGAGGGCGUCGGCCGAAUGUUCAUUCUUCAGUCCAGGGAGAAGAUCAACAACCUGCUGACAGACAAACAGAAAACCGUGGACGAGAAGAUCAAGGAGCUUGAGCAGAAGAAGGUGUACUUGGAGCGCAGCGUGAAGGAGGCUGAAGACAACAUCAGAGAGAUGCUGCUGUCCAGAAGAGCUCCGUAAUCCGUUUUUUUUCUGUGCCACGUGAUCCCAAUAAAGCCCCUCCCACCCCUCUG